AGUCAGCGUGCCCGUUGCCCUGGCAACGCCGCGGCCCUGGGCCCGCUCCCGGGGAGCAGGAAGCGCCGGCCCGGCCCUGACACCACACGGGCCACCGGCUCCUCGCCCCGCCGGGCCGCGGCCUGAGCCCGACGCCGCAGUUUGAGAUUUUGUCCCAGGAGCGUCCCUGGCCUCACCUGGCAUGGAGGACGAUCUCACCAGGCCUGCGAGCCCGGCAGGGCUCUCCUGGUACAUGGCAGCCUCUCAGCUGUUAGGUUUGACUGUGAUCGCCAUGACCGGCGCCUGGAUGGGCCAGUACCGGGGCGGUAUUGCUUGGGAAAGCGUGCUGCAAUUCAACGUCCACCCUCUCUGCAUGGUCAUUGGCAUGGUCUUCCUCCAAGGGGAUGCUCUCCUGGUUUACCGGGUCUUCAGGAACGAGACCAAGCGCUCAGCCAAAAUCCUCCACGGGCUCCUCCACGCCUUCGCGCUGCUCAUCGCCCUUGUGGGGGUGAUCGCCGUGUUCGAUUACCACAGGAAGAAAGGCUUUGCAGACAUGUACAGCCUGCACAGCUGGUGCGGAAUAGCAGCCUUCAGCCUCUACUUCAUCCAGUGGCUCGUGGGCUUCAGCUUCUUCCUGUUUCCUGGAGCGUCCUUCUCGCUCCGCAGCAGAUACAAACCACAGCACAUCUUCUUCGGCGUCUUCCUCCUCGCUCUCUCCAUCGCCACCUGCCUCCUGGGCAUCAAGGAGCUGCUCCUCUUCAGUAUCCAGGCCACCUACAGCUCGUUCGUGCCUGAAGGGAUCCUGGCCAACGUCCUGGGCCUGCUGCUGAUCGUCUUUGGCCUGGUAAUCGGCUACAUCCUGACGCGGGACGAGUGGAAGCGGCCGCCCCUGGCUGAGGAGCUGGCCCUGUCCAUGGAUUUUAAAACCCUCACUAAGGGGGAGAGCCCCAGCAGCAGCCAGUGAUGGCUCCCUGGCUGGGGAGCUCUCCCCAGAGGCAGGGCCGGGGUGGACGUUGUGGUCGUUGCUCACUCCUGCAUGUACUAGCCCCUCCGGUGUCUGUUGCUGGUGUGUUGGUGUUGCUGUGACCUCUCUGCCACCUGCUGGUUGUUACGCAUACAGCUGGCGCGAGGGGGGGGCAUCUGCUUUGACCCCCCCGUCUCCAGGGGAGCUGUGUGCCAAUGCAGCAGCUCCCAGCCCUAUCCUGGUACUAGGCAUCAUGUCGCUCUGGGACACUGGGUUGUGCCAUGUUCUCCCACUGAGCCCUUAUGCCAUCCAUGGCCACUCCCCUGCCACCCAAAUCAUGGGGGAUGGGCUUCGGAUGUGCCAGGCUCAGGGGCAUUCCCAGCUGCUGGGCAGGGGUUGGAUCCCUCGCCCCUCAAGCAGGGUGGCAGCAUUUCCAUGUCCCAGCCUGUCUGGCACGUUAGCUCGAGGCCCACUAACACGUCUAACUCAAGUGUGGACGAAGGUCAGGGCCUGGCUCGCUCCUUCAGUUGCCUGCACUGACUUCUUCUCCCUCCUCGCGUUCACUCAAUGCCAAGCGGUGGGUCUAGCACCACGCUCCACGGCAGCCAAACCCAGUCCUCGAGGACCCUCGUUUUAAACCCGCCCUCACUUGCAUGCAAAGCUUUUGGUGUCUCUCUGGCUAGGGUAUUUUUAAUGAUCACUUGGUAUGUGUGUAGCCCUAACCGGUCUGCAGCCCCCUGCUGGCAGCAGCACCUAUCUCUGAUCAGUCAGCGCGGAAGGGGGCAUGUACAUGUGCUGUUGUCUGCCCCGGGUAAGAUAACCCCUCCCCCCCCUUAAACCCAGCCUAAACAUCAGUGUUUUUAGAAAUCCUCAUCGCUGGUGCCUCUCGUUCCCGCCGGGGCCGCCCCAGCUCCAUUCUGCUGAGAUAAGGCGGCGCUUCGGCCAGCUGAUGUCGAGCAGAGCAGAAAUGCAGGGUUGGGAAGGUCUAGUGACUGGAGGGGCAGUGAAUUUUUUUAAAAUUAUGUUCAAGUGAAGGCCUGGUUCCCCCCAGCUCUCACUGCAGGGAGCACAGUCCCUGUCUGCCCGAGUGACCCAUGGGCAGCUGCCAGUGGCUUUUCUUAACAUCUAAAAUGCAAAACUUUCCCAUCUGCCCCUUUGUUUGCUCGGCUCUGUAAGCAGCUGCAGGACUACAGGUGUUGACAGGCCGUGCUGGUGCCUAGUGAUACUGCAGCAAAGGCCUCGCCUCCCUGCAGGGUCUUUGCACAGAUCACCUGUUAAAUAUUCCCUUCUUGCAUGACUGAAUCAGGGACUAGCCCCACUCUCCAAUGGAGCUUUGGACGCAGAGCUCGGCUGCCCCUGGCUGAACAGUGCAUGGGGUCGAGGUUAGCAGACUAAGGCCCUGUUUCCAUUUGGCUGCUUGAGAACCUUCUAGCCAUGCUUUCCUCAACGGGUGGUCGAGCACCCUCCACAACUGUUAAUAGUGCGCACCCAGCUCCCUGGUGAUCCAGGAUGCUGUGUGCGAUAACAGCUGUACCCUGGCCAACUUGUUUGUAACACCAUUGCUUCACUCUACAACACAGGUGUUCAAUCUAAAGCAUUUCAAAUGGAGACAUGUCCCCCUUAGCCAUAGUUUGCAGCCCCCCAGGUGGCCACAGAGCACAGGUUGAAAACUACUCCUGUUUCAGGGGGUCUGCCAAGCGUGCUCGGCAUUAGGGCCCUGAGCAGAAAGCCAAAGUUGUCCCGCACAGGAGUGAAAGAGAGAGUGCAGGGCCCCUUCCCGCCAGCCCUGGCUUUUAUAUGCAGAAAACCAGUUGUUGGGGCACAGGUGGGCUCUAGCAGAUAACUGCUGGGGGGGAGGAGCUUUGACAGCCCUGCCCGAGCUGUUAAUUAGCAGAUACCGUUUGUAAACCCAGAACAAAUUUAUCAUGUGGCUGCUGAUUCUCGUUGUAAACAUUUCCCCAGCCUCUGUUCAGUGCAGAUUCUGACUCGUUCCCCUAAAGUGACCUGAGGGUUUGCUUGUCCCACUCCCACCACUGCCUCCCUUUCACACUCCCCCUGCUGAGCAGAGAGGGGCUGGGCCUCUGGAGUGAUGCUGGCUCUGUUUACCUCAGCACUCAAGCUGGGCCCCCAAAAAUCACCAGGCCCCUGUGAAAACUUCCGCUCACAUUUUACUUCCACUGCCAGAGACACACUUAAGUAAACGUCCGUUUGGAACUUCUGUAGUGAGCGAGAUCUGGCUUGCGCGUUUGCUAACACUGCCAGGGCGCCUGCCCGGUUUUUGAAAGACAGCCGUCAUCCCCUGUCCUGACUGUGGGAAGAAAAGGGGAGCAAAUGUGUGGUGCGUGCAGAAAAAAAUUGUGCAAAACUAUUCUGGCCAGUGUUUGAAAUUCUCUCUCCCCUGACUUCAGUGGAGUCAGGAUUUCACCCACUUGUUCGGGCUGAUCUUGUGUCUCAGGAGAACCGAUGCAAGUUCCUUUAGUCUGAAAAACAACUGGCCAACUCCGUACGGUUUGCUCAGACAAGUAACACCCUGCUAGGGCCGUGUUUCCCUUCUCAGCCGUGCACUCAUCUCUCACGGCCAAAAAAAAAAAAAAAAAAAGCUUGUAUCAGAGGGUGUAAAGUCCCCUGGAAAAAUGCCUGCCAGCGAUGGGCAUUUGCAGCAGAUUCUUGUACUGCAGAAACCUCUCCUCUGCCAAAUGCAUAUUCCUGAACUGACCCCAAAUGCUGCAGCUAACGUUUACACGGGCGAAUAUUUUCUAGGCUGUUUUAAAACCAAAUGAUCUUUAAAGCCGCGUCGAAGGAGCCGCAAUCAGUGCAUUGUGCUGGUGGCUCAUAAAUGCUAGUAAGGAAAACACAUGUUAAUGAAAUGCUGCGCUAAACAGUCUCUGUUUGAACUCUGUUUGCCUGUACUGUACUGCACCUGAGUCAAUAAAUCCUGGUAACUAG
Malaclemys terrapin pileata is the source of this 3889-nucleotide messenger RNA. Its product is annotated as transmembrane ascorbate-dependent reductase CYB561. NCBI's taxonomy places the organism in Eukaryota, Metazoa, Chordata, Testudines, Emydidae. The transcript is spliced from 6 exons. Gene Ontology annotation, cellular component: lysosomal membrane. Bases 182 to 943 code for a protein of 253 amino acids. Gene Ontology annotation, molecular function: oxidoreductase activity. The record is from RefSeq and is a predicted model, not a curated record.